UCCUGAGGUGACUAGUGACUACUACUCCUAAAAAUCUCUCUCCCUCCCCGAACCCGAGCCGCCUGUUUCUCUCUCUACCGCCAACCCACAAGAAAAGAAAAGAAAAGAAAAGAAAAGAAAAAAAAAAAAAAAACAGACCUCACUAGUCCUCCUUACCAAUACAAUACUCACUCACUGUAUUGCUAUCAUCUCUUGUAUUGAAUUGUGGUCUUUGGAUUGCUUCUAUACAAAAAUGACUUGUGCGUCACAAGCUAUGAUAUCAGCAAACACCUGCAAUUUGUUCUUCAAACAAUAUCACAAGGACUCGAAGAAGAAGCAACAACAUCUCAAUCUCUUCACAGUCCGAGCUUCCUCCGAUGAAUCUGACUGCAAUGUCGAGGAAUGCGCCCCCGACAAGGAGGUUGGGAAAGUUAGCAUGGAAUGGGUAGCUGUGGAGAAGACUAAAGUGGUUGGGACAUUCCCACCUCGUAAACGGGGUUGGACGGGCUAUGUUGAGAAGGACACUGCUGGACAGACAAACAUAUAUUCAGUUGAGCCUGCAGUUUACGUUGCCGAAAGUGCAAUUAGCUCAGGCACUGCAGGGUCUUCUUCUGAUGGAUCCGAGAACACGGUAGCAGUAGCUACAGGUCUUGCACUGAUAUUUGUCGCUGCAGCAUCAUCAAUAAUCCUUCUAGUUGGGAAGAACCCACCCGAAGUGCAGACAGUGGAAUACUCGGGGCCAUCCCUUAGUUACUAUAUCAAUAAGUUCAAGCCAUCAGAAAUCAUCGAAGCCUCGGUGCCAGGAAGCUCUGCUCCGGAAGCUCCCCAGGUUGAGGUUGAAUCUGCAUACCAGCCGGACGCUUCAACUUCAAGCUCUAUUAUCUCUUAGGCAAUUGAAAUAGGAUGUCUUUCUCAAAUAGUUAAAACUCAUCAGAGAUUUUUCCUUAAUACAAAAAAUUGUAUACUAUUGUAAUAAGUUAAUUGCAGCUUUGAAUAGAUAUUUUGCAUGGAUUAUAAGGUCAUGCUAUAUUGGAAAAAUGUAGUUCCUUUUUUCUUUUUC
Messenger RNA from Cornus florida, 1039 nucleotides. Its product is annotated as protein MAINTENANCE OF PSII UNDER HIGH LIGHT 1. Bases 233 to 868 code for a protein of 211 amino acids. Gene Ontology annotation, cellular component: chloroplast thylakoid membrane. Gene Ontology annotation, biological process: regulation of protein complex stability. Lineage: Eukaryota; Viridiplantae; Streptophyta; Magnoliopsida; Cornales; Cornaceae. The record is from RefSeq and is a predicted model, not a curated record. The transcript has 3 exons.